GUCUGCAGGAGGGGUGGAGUCGCGGAAAAGCAUCCAGACAGCGCCGGCACACAGCGCAUGUCCGCGGAGGGCCGUCACGUUGAUCUGCCCGGUCCAAUGAGACAGAAACUUUUCCAACAGAGAUUUGUAAGAUGGCGACCGCCGAACCGGAAAUCAACCCUAUUGCACCCCAUGCUGAUGAAGAUGGAGUUGAGGAGACGGGACAGGAGCUAGUGAACCCAGAAUCCUACAUCAAACACCCCCUCCAGAACAGCUGGUCCCUGUGGUUCUUCAAGAAUGACAAGAGCAAAACAUGGCAGGCCAACCUGCGGCUCAUCUCCAAGUUCGACACAGUUGAAGAUUUCUGGGCUCUCUACAACCAUAUCCAGUUGUCAAGCAACCUCAUGUCAGGCUGUGAUUACUCCCUCUUUAAGGAUGGAAUUGAACCCAUGUGGGAGGACGAGAGGAACAAGCGUGGCGGGCGCUGGCUCCUCACCCUCAACAAGCAGCAGAGGAGAUUAGACCUGGACCGCUUCUGGCUGGAAACUCUCCUGUGCUUAGUCGGAGAGGCCUUUGAUGACCACAGCGAUCAGGUCUGCGGAGCCGUGGUCAACAUCCGCACAAAAGGAGAUAAACUCGCUGUGUGGACAGCGGACUACGAGAACCGGGAGGCUGUGACACACAUUGGGAGAGUUUACAAAGAGCGCUUGGGGAUUCCCAUGAAGAUGACAAUCGGCUUCCAAUCUCACGCAGACACAUCUAGCAAAAGUGGUUCAACCACCAAGAACAAAUUUGUUGUUUGAGAACGUGCCUCUUUCCUUUUCUUGUCUUAUUUGUUGUUGGUUCAUAUGUUUACUGCGCUGCAAAGACUCUGCGAAAUCCAAUCUGGAAGAAAGAAAAAUCCAAUCCUACGUGCCAAAUGUUUCCAUAACAUACCCAGAACUUGAUCCACUUGUAAAAACACACAGAAGAACAUGAAUCUAUCAAAACAAUAAGAGGGAUUAAUAGUGAAUGAGAUUUAGAGUGCUGCAUACUCUACUAAAGAAAGUUUCGUUUUUUUCUUUAAUGUCAGGGAAUCCUGAAAUGCGAGGGAAACGAGUACAUUUCUCUCCCUUUUACUACAGCACUGCUGGUUGCUGUAAUCCUUAAUGCCAUGAAAGCCUUUUAAUUUAUUAUUAAUUUGCCUGCAUAUGAUUAGAUUGUUAGACCUCUGUUUUAUGCUUCUUUUUUUCCUUGUUGCACGUAAUCAACCUUUUAAAAAAAGUAUUUCAUGACUCAUAUUCACUUUGUGUGUUAAUAUAAUUAAAACAUUGGUUUUGCAAUUA
Messenger RNA from Gymnodraco acuticeps, 1304 nucleotides. It is a transcript of the gene eif4eb, whose product is annotated as eukaryotic translation initiation factor 4eb. The transcript has 7 exons. NCBI's taxonomy places the organism in Eukaryota, Metazoa, Chordata, Actinopteri, Perciformes, Bathydraconidae. Gene Ontology annotation, cellular component: eukaryotic translation initiation factor 4F complex; cytoplasm. Gene Ontology annotation, biological process: translational initiation. Bases 132 to 782 code for a protein of 216 amino acids. Gene Ontology annotation, molecular function: translation initiation factor activity; RNA 7-methylguanosine cap binding. The record is from RefSeq and is a predicted model, not a curated record.